Molecule: messenger RNA, 702 nt
Organism: Malus domestica (apple)
Lineage: Eukaryota; Viridiplantae; Streptophyta; Magnoliopsida; Rosales; Rosaceae
Source: RefSeq, a predicted model, not a curated record
AUUCCAAGUUCCAACACAUUCUUCUUCUUGUUCAUAAAUCCUUUCUUUCGUGUAUCUUUUGCUAAUUUACAUAUGGAAUUUGUUCAUAAAUUCCAACACAUUCUUCUUCUUGUUCUUAAAUUAUUCCAACCCAUCUUAAAAGAAACCCAAUACUCCCCUUCCCCAACAGCAAUCACCAGCAGCACUGGUACGAAAUCAGCUUCUUGUGACGACUGCAACCGCGGCGGAGAAUCGUCAUUCUGUGCAACACUUGGGAUGAAGGAGGUGCCAAAGAGCGAGUCCGAGCAGCUAAGGCUGUCUUGGCUACGCUCUCAAGUCGUCGGUGCUGCUGCAGAAUUCAGUUCUCCUUUCGGGAGACGAAGACUCAUCUACGCCGAUCACACUGCCUCCGGACGCUCUCUUCUCUACAUCGAAAACUUCAUCGUCAAAAAUGUCCUUCCCUUUUACGGGAAUACUCACACCUGUGACAGCUUCGUCGGAAACCGGACGACGAAAAUGGUGGGAGAAGCAGUCAAGUACUUGAAGAAAUGCUUAGGGGUUGGAGCGGAUGAUGCACUCUUGCUGUGCGGCCAAGGCACUACCUCAGCAAUCAAAAGGCUCCAAGAAGUGAUGGGCAUUGCCGUGCCAUCAACCCUAAGAGAUAGAAUGCUGGGCAGUGAUUUAAUAGGCAUGGAAUGUAAGAUUAGUUUAAUACAUAACUGA